Messenger RNA from Arachis ipaensis, 677 nucleotides. The record is from RefSeq and is a predicted model, not a curated record. NCBI's taxonomy places the organism in Eukaryota, Viridiplantae, Streptophyta, Magnoliopsida, Fabales, Fabaceae.
ACAGCGGCGAAACCCCACCUCCUCCCAGUCUCAGACGCGAGUUCUCCCUCUCCUCCACCCAUCAUGCUCGACGGCGACCACUACAGCCCCUUUCAGAGGAGCGACGGCGGCGAGGCGUGAAGCAGCACCCUUCCUUCUCUUCGCAGCGGCUCUAUCGGCGAGAACAGCAGCGCCGUUGGAGGACAUGGGAGCAGCAGUGGCAGUGGCAUUCCCGGCUGCCAGGCAUGGCGGCGCGACUGAUUUCUCCCCCGGGAAUGGCUGUGACAGAACCAGCGUCUCCUUCUUCCGUUCACAAUCCCAGCGGCAACCACAGUGGUGGUUCUGGUCAGCUCUGGCGGCAGUGGGCUCCGGCAACUUGCAUAAUCCCGAGGCAGAAGCAGACAGCAACUCCGGUGGUCUUCUCCGGCGACGACACCAGCCACCACGGGGACGGCGGCGGUGAGACCCCAACAGCGGCGAAACCCCACCUCUUCCCAGUCUCAGACGCGAGUUCUCCCUCUCCUCCACCCAUCAUGCUCGACGGCGACCACUACAGCCCCUUUCAGAGGAGCGACGGCGGCGAGGCGUGAAGCAGCACCCUUCCUUCUCUUCGCAGCGGCUCUAUCGGCGAGAACAGCAGCGCCGUUGGAGGACAUGGGAGCAGCAGUGGUCGAACAAGAACGCCAUGAGGCUGAGGA